AGUAUGAAGAUUCAAAAGGUAGUCCGGCGUUGCGCGUCUUUCCAAUCUCCCACUCCGUUCAACAGUCCGCUGCGUUCGUUUGACUGGUGAGGGUGUGCCGUGUGCCAGAGUAUCGAUACCAACGUGUUCGCAAGAAAUUAAAUACAAUAAAACUCCACACGGGUUGCAUCCGUUUAAAUACUCUGCGCGCUAUGGUGCGAUAACGCGUUAUCAGCGCAAGUGAUAACAGUGCUCCAGUGGCAUGAUUCGUCGGGAUUAUUAGCGAAAGAGACGAGACGACACAAUCAUCGCGCCGCACACACAGUCAAGAAAUGCAGCUUAGAGUAUUGCGAUGGACGAUGCCAACCACGUGUCACAUCGCGUUUUGCGUCCUUCUACACGUGGUCAACGCUCAGGUGACGCCUGAUCCUUUCCCCAAUACACCAAAUCGUCCGCCGCCAUUUAGCACCGUGCGUCCUAUAAAUAAUCAGCGGGAUUUUGAUCCGUCCUACAAUACCAAUAAUGAUCCCUUCGGUAAUCGAGGAGUUGGUGGUGGGCGGAAUGACCUCUUCGAUCGGGAUAGAGAUAGAGACUUCAACCGCGACCAAGAUAGGGAUAGAGAUAGAGAUCGGGAUCGUGAUUUUGGACUAGAUGAUCGAUAUGGAUACAACCGUCCGUUUGACCAGGAUAACCGUAAUGAGUAUGGAUACUCGUCCAUCAUCAGGGAAGCGAGUUAUUUCGUGGUUGCAUCUCGAAUGGUACGUCCUGGACAAUUAUACCGGGUUGCUGUGACAAUUCUCAAAGAAAAAGCGCCGUUGACGGUUAGAGCUUCUAUCCAACGCAAUGGGGUUGAAAUGUCUGCUGAUCACAAGGAUGUUAAAGUCGGCAUACCGGAAACACUCCUCAUGAGGGUGCCCACAACGUCAGCUCCCGGUGAAUACAAACUUCGGGUUGAAGGUCUCUACGAAAAUAUCUUCGGCGGUUCUGCGUUUAGCAAUGAAACCAAGUUGCUUUUCUCACAGCGCUCGAUGACCAUCUUCAUUCAAACAGAUAAACCUGUUUACAUGCAGGGUCAAACAGUGAGAUUCCGAACAGUUCCCAUCAAUACUGAGUUGAAGGCGUUUGAUAGCGCUAUUGAUGUUUAUAUGUUGGACCCAAAUGGACAUAUAAUGAAACGUUGGCUUUCAAGACAAACCAAUUUGGGUACUGUUAGUUUAGAUUAUCAACUGUCUGAUCAACCUGUGUUUGGUGAAUGGGUGAUUAAGGUAGUCGCACAGGGACAGGAAGAGUUGUCUAAGUUUUUGGUGGAGGAAUAUUAUCAGACGCGUUUUGAAGUUAAUGUUACCAUGCCGGCGUUCUUUUUCAACGAUGAGGAGUUUAUUCAUGGGACUAUCAUGGCGAAUUAUACAAGUGGCGCACCGGUGCGUGGAAAUCUUACGCUUAAGGCGUCCAUCCGUCCGAUUAACUUACAGCGAAGGAUUGAGGAAGUUCAGAGGAAGUUGCAUCGUCCCCGACCUGAUGAUCUCUUUGGUAAUAGGAUUUAUAAUGAGUAUGAUCAGCGGAAUGAUUAUAACCGACCGAGUGUGGAGAAAUAUUUUAGUUUUGAUGAAGAAUAUCCGUUUUGGUAUAAUCUAGCUGAUCACUAUUAUCAGAGUGUUCCCACUUUACAAUUUUUCUACGGCGUUUACAACUUUAAAUACCCUAUCAGGGAUCUUUUGCAUCACGUGCCGAGUCUGGAGGGCACAGAAAUUGUGAUUACCGCCACAGUUGGUGAUCGCUUCCUGGAUGAAGUCAUCGAAGGACAUUCGAUUGCUCGUGUAUUUAAUUCAUCAAUUAAAUUGCGGUUCUUGGGUGAUUCUCCGCAAGUGUUUAAGCAGGGCAUGCCUAUUACAACUUAUAUUUCCGCGUCUUUCCAUGAUGGUUCGCCGCUACAUAAGAAACGCCUCCUGGACAGUCUCAUGGAAGUGCGCACUACUGUAACAAUACGUGGUGGCGCUCGCCGUGAAUUACCCAUUCGGGCUUUGAAAAUGUCCGAAGACGAAGGCAUUUGGCGUUAUGACAUCGACUUGAAAUACGAUUUAGAUGUUGAGGACGCUCGUAGUUAUGAACAACUGAAUGAUGUGAGCGAAUUACGCAUCAUGGCUUACUUCAAGGACUCUCUGGGUGGACGAGCAGAGACAGAUUUGUUGUUGUAUUCCCAUUACAGCCCAGAGAACAAACAUCUUAAGGUUUAUACUAGCACCAUGACACCAAAGGUUGGCGAAUAUAUAAUCUUGCACGUACGCAGUAACUAUUACAUCGAACGGUUUAAUUAUCUCAUCAUGGCGAAAGGAAUUGUUCUAUUGACGGGCGAUGAAGUGAUGGAAGAUUCUGUAGCGACUAUGGCGAUUACUCUCAGUGCGGAAAUGGCACCAGUGGCUUCUGUUGUCGUGUGGCAUGUCGGGAAAUACGGGGAUGUAACGGCUGAUAGUCUGACUUUCCCUGUAAACGGCAUUAGUCGCAAUAAGUUUACCGUUUUUGUUAAUAAUCGUAAAGCGCGUACUGGUCAUAAAGUUGAAGUUGCAAUUUAUGGCGAACCUGGCUCCAGUGUUUCUUUGUCUGGUAUUGACAAGGCUUUCUACAGCAUGCAGGCCGGUAAUGAGCUCACUUAUGCAAAGGUAAUUAAAAAGAUGGCGUCGUUUGAUGAGAACACCAACGGCACUCUGGAGCAGACCUGGGUGUCACAUGAGGGAAAUCCUGAUGAAUUAGUCUACUUCCCUUCGUCUACGUUUGGAAUCGACGCAAAUCGUACGUUUGAAUUUGCUGGACUCGUCGUAUUUUCUGAUAUUGAAGUACCACGACUUCAUAGCUACUGUAACGCCUCUCUUGGCAUGAUGGAAUGUCUCAGUGGGAAGUGUUACCCUGCUAGUCGAAAAUGUGACAGAUUAAUUGACUGUGAUGAUGGUACUGAUGAAGCUGGUUGUGAGUAUGAAGACGAAAGUGGUUUGGCUUUCUUCCGAAAGUACAGAUUCAACCGCAUUCAACGUCAGUAUGAAAACGUUUGGUUGUGGCAUGAUUGUAAUAUUGGUCCACAUGGCCGUUUCAUAUUUAAUGUUGACGUUCCUCCUCGUCCCGCCCACUGGAUGGUAUCUGCGUUUAGUAUGAGUCCAUCAUUAGGUUUUGGUAUGAUUAACAAACCGUUGGAAUAUCUGGGAGUAUUACCAUUCUUCAUUAACGUUGAGAUGCCAACAACUUGUAUGCAGGGUGAGCAGGUCGGUGUGCGAGUAAGCGUUUUUAAUUACAUGACCAACGCUAUUGAAGCCACCGUGGUGUUAAACGGGUCCCCGGAUUAUAAGUUUGUACAUGUAGAAGAAAAUGGUGUAGUGGUUGCUUAUAAUCCACGAACAUCAUUCGGUGAACACCAGUUCUUCAUUUACAUUAAAGCACAGGACGUUUCCGUUGUUUAUCUUCCAAUAGUACCAACACGACUUGGCGACAUUGAUGUCACGGUACAUGCAACUUCGUUGAUCGGGAAGGAUCAGAUUACUCGCCGGAUUCAUGUCGAGGCUGAUGGAAUUCCUCAGCAUCGUCACCAGAGUAUGUUGUUGGAUUUGUCCAACCGUGCGUACGUCUUCCAGUACAUGCACGUCAAUGUCACGGAGAUCCCAAUCAUUCCGUACGAAUACGAUCGCUACUAUGUCUACGGCUCGAACAAAGCUGUGUUAUCUGUAGUGGGUGACGUGGUUGGGCCCAUUUUCCCUACAAUGCCCAUGAACGCAACGUCUUUGUUGCAUCUUCCAAUGGAAUCCGCCGAACAGAAUAUAUUUGGCUUUGCGGCUAACAUGUACACCACUCUGUACAUGCGUUACACUAUUCAACGUAAUCGUACUCUGGAACGCGGUUCAUUCUAUCAUAUGAACAUUGGUUAUCAAAGGCAGUUGUCUUUCAUGCAACCAGAUGGAAGUUUCUCGCUUUUCCGUACCGAUUGGAAUCAAUCUGAAUCGUCUGUGUGGUUGACUUCAUACUGCGCAAGAGUUCUGCAGGAAGCUAGUUUCUACGAGUGGGAAAACUACAUUUAUAUUGAUCCUCAGGUUAUUUCAAAGGCAGUUAACUGGGUGUUACAGCAUCAAACAGAAGAGGGUGCUUUCUAUGAGACAACAUGGAUGCCCGACCGGAAGUACAACAAUUCCAUUAAUUAUUCAGAACGGGACCCGAUCAGACAACGUAAUAUUACGCUAACUGCUCAUGUUUUGAUUAUGUUGGAGAGUGUGAAAGAUCUGCAAGGUGGUUUGAGCGCCAAGGUGGCAAUUGCCCAAUCGCGAGCGAUAAACUGGUUGGAGAAGAACAUGAAAUUGAUUGAGUCACAUGGUUUACCGUUUGAUAUCGCUAUCGUGGCAUACGCGUUGAUGAAGAGUAAAGCGCGCAAUGCUGAAGCUGCGUUUAAUUUGCUUGCGAAACAUGCUAGAUUGGAGGGUGGCUUGAUGUACUGGUCACGUGAACACCUUCCACAACCGCCUUAUAAAAUUGAAAAUCAGAAACCUUUCCUCCUUCCGCGACUCCCCUACAAGUAUGAUGCAGAAAAUGUUGAAGCAACAGCGUAUGGUUUGAUGGUCUAUGUCGCCAGGCAGGAGAUCUUUGUAGAUAACAUUGUACGAUGGUUAAAUACUCAACGUUUGACCGAUGGUGGAUGGGCAUCUACUAUUGAUACAGCGCAUGCGAUGAAGGCUUUAAUUGAAUAUACUUCCGCCCAGAGGAUUCGAGACAUUUCUAGUUUGUCUGUUAUUGUCGAAGCGACUGCCCUGCCUGGAAAGACGCAAGUUAUGCAUGUGAAUCAAAAGAAUCGCGCACAACUUCAAAGCAUUCAUAUCCCGGAUGCUUGGGGAACUGUUAAGGUCCAAGCGAAGGGUACCGGUUAUGCAAUUUUGCAAAUGUCCGUACAGUAUAAUGUGGAUAUCGCAAGAUUCCAAACACCACCGCCGCAAAGGGCAUUUGAUCUUUGGACAAGGGCGGACUUCUACGGCAGAAAUCACUCACAUAUUGCGUAUGUGAGUUGUCAGCGAUGGAUGAACUUCAACGAAUCGGAGCGGUCUGGUAUGGCCGUCUUAGAUAUUACUAUUCCCACUGGGUAUAUCAUUCAGCAACAGAAGUUGGAUGACUAUAUUCUCAGCAGGAAAGUCAGAAAUCUGCAAAGGGCCAAGUUCUUAGAACGUAAAGUACUCUUCUACUUUGACUACUUGGAUGAACAUGAAACCUGCAUAAAUCUCACAGUCGAGCGCUGGUACCCAGUGGCGAAUAUGUCCCGUUUCCUGCCAAUCAAAGUCUACGAUUACUACGCACCCGAACGCUUCAACGAAACUAUCUUCGACGCAUUCACCACGUAUCUGCUGAAUAUCUGCGAGGUGUGUGGCAGCUCACAGUGCCCGUACUGUUACAUUUAUAAUGCAGCGAUGGUGAUCAAUCCCUUGCCUACCCUGAUGCUGCUUCUUUCUUCCGCGGCGGUCGUCGUCGCACGCUACGCGUGGACGAACCAGCUAACGACUCUGACUUAACUUCCACGUGCACUUUAGUUACAACGCAACCAUUUAAGACAAUUUAAUAACUUAAGCUACGAAUGCAGCUUGAAACAAAGAUAUGACUAGGUACGAAAUCUCGAACAAAUGCGAUAAGUCACUGGCGACUUACGAACAAAAUCCUUAGCACAUCAAUUUUAGUACAAAACUUUAUUUUUAACUAACGAACGUAGUGCCUACACGAAUAUCAUUUGUGAUUUGAAGGCUUUGCUAAGGAUUUUGUCGUUUAAUGCGUGCGAGUGGUAGGUGCUUACAGCAAGAUAUGAAUGUGUACGUCAUUUUGUGUUCAUUUUGUUGUUAGACACUGAAUCUGAAGUGUGAACAAUUGAAAUUCUGUGUAGUCUAAAAACCGUCCAUUUUUGUCGACCCAGUCGGCAAAAUUAAGUUAAGAAACGAAUCUCUAUGGGCCUAAAGCACAAAUUGUGUAAGCAAUGGCCUUAUUUAAGCAGGUCCUAAUUCACACACUCAAACUUGAACAGCAGGACAGCAAUACGACGGUAGUUAUUUAAAUGAAGACGAUGUAAAUGUGUAAUAACUAUUUUGUAAAUAUGUCACAUUUGUUGUUUCGGUUUAUACCUGUUCAAUGAAAACGAAAUGCGAUUACCUUACAUCAGAAUGCGUAGGUCGUUCUUAGAUAACUUCUUUUCAUAUUUUUUUGUAUUAAUUUUUUAUAUGUUUACAAAUUUAUAUAUUAUGAAAUGAGAAAAAAAACCUUUGUAUAAAAUAUAAAAAAUAAUAAUAUUACGACUUCUAUGGUUUCAAGGAUCAUAGAAAUAUUUGCUAUACUUAUUGAUGAAUAAUAAAAUGUAAAAAUUUGCUGAAAGAUAUUGGUACGAAUUCAAAACGUGUUGUUUAAUAAUAUAUUUUCUUUUUGUAGAACAUUAAAAUUGAAUUUGAUUUGAAAA
Molecule: messenger RNA, 6433 nt
Organism: Dalotia coriaria
Lineage: Eukaryota; Metazoa; Arthropoda; Insecta; Coleoptera; Staphylinidae
Gene: Mcr
Product: macroglobulin complement-related
Exons: 8
Coding region: 312-5507 (1731 amino acids)
Cellular component (GO): extracellular region
Molecular function (GO): endopeptidase inhibitor activity; protein binding
Source: RefSeq, a predicted model, not a curated record